AUGCCGACCGUGAAGCAUGGGAAUCCGAUUGCUUUCAUACGAAUUGAAAUCGUUCGAAACAUGAAAUCGUCGACUGCUAACUUCUCCAAGCUGUGGACUCAUCUUCUCCAACGACGCAACAAUUUCGAUUCACCUUCAAUUCAAAGUCUGAGAUUGGGACAUCUGAGAUCGAAGGCGGAAAUUGGAACUCCAAUUCACCGUCUGAGGUUAGUUCUUCAAUCCAUGAUGCAAAUGGUAAUGGAACCCGUGUUCAUGGAUAUAUCAGAUAUUCUAACGGGGUAG
Lactuca virosa is the source of this 282-nucleotide messenger RNA. Lineage: Eukaryota; Viridiplantae; Streptophyta; Magnoliopsida; Asterales; Asteraceae. The record is from the annotation of a GenBank genome assembly.